Leptidea sinapis is the source of this 1584-nucleotide messenger RNA. RefSeq names its product cell cycle checkpoint control protein RAD9A (gene Rad9). Gene Ontology annotation, cellular component: checkpoint clamp complex. The transcript has 3 exons. The record is from RefSeq and is a predicted model, not a curated record. Gene Ontology annotation, biological process: cellular response to ionizing radiation; mitotic intra-S DNA damage checkpoint signaling; DNA repair. Lineage: Eukaryota; Metazoa; Arthropoda; Insecta; Lepidoptera; Pieridae. The coding region runs from base 364 to 1536 and encodes 390 amino acids.
CGUAAGUUACGAGUCGUAACUUGUUACCAGGCCAUAAAAUAAUAUAAAAAAAAAGAGUUUUUGUUGUUUUUUAUUAUUAUUGUCGUUCUUUUUAAUAAAAUAUUAAUAAUAGAUGAUUUCACAGCGUACCUACCUUUUAAUAAAUUAUACUGAAACCGUAAGCGUACCGGCAGUUUUUAAAAAUAUAAGUUUAAGCGCACUGCGGAAGACUUCUAUGAUGAAUCCAGGCCAAUAAGAUAAUUUAAGAAAAAAUGUGUACAAAUUAAACUUGAUUUGUUCUAUGUUUAUGUUUUUAAUUAAUUCAAUGUAGAGGCAGCAUUAAAAAGGAUAUUACCAGAAUAAUAAUUACUUUUGAGUCUCAAAAUGAAGUGUCACAUUCCAGGACCAAACGUAAAAGUUUUAGGAAGAACUAUCCACGCUCUAGCCAGGCUUGGAGAUGAGUUGUAUUUAGAAUCAUUAUCUGAUUGUAUACUUCUAAGAACACUGAAUGCUGCAGAAUCUGCUUAUGCAAUGGUUAAAUUCAAUAAGAAUUUUUUCUCUUAUUUUAACUAUAAUUACUACUGUACUGAUGAUAAAGAAGGCUUAAAAUGCAAAAUUUCAAUGAAAAGUGCUUUAAAUACAUUUAAAUCGCCCACACAUAUGGAUAAACAAGUAGAAAACUUGGAAAUAAAACUUGACGCCGAUUCCUGUAAAUUAAUAUUUGUAGUGAAGUGCAAGCACGGCAUUGUGAAAACACAUUUUGUCUCGAUAUUAGACUGUAAAGCAAUGCAAGCAGUUUAUACUAAAGAUCUUGUACCAAACAGAAUUACAUCACCCCACAAAAUACUUUCAGAAGCAAUUGGAAAUUUUCAAAAUUCUGAUGAUCAGCUUACAAUCGAAGCCUUCAGCAACUCACUUAUUAUUAGGAAUUAUAUAGAUAGCAAAACAGAUUUAACAAAAGUUAUAAGAACACAAAUAAGUAUUAAGCCAAUUGAAUUUGAUAGUUAUAUUAUAGGUGAAGAAACAACUAUCACAUUUACAUUGAAAGAAUUUCGAGCUCUGCUUGCAUUUGCAGAAGCUUUGAGCCUACCCAUUCAAUUGCACUUUGAGGUAACUGGCAAACCAGCUGUGUUUAUUGUUCACAAUGGUUCAACUUUUGAAGCACACUUUGUCCUUGCUACUUCAAAACCGGAUAUCCCAACUCAGGAAACUCCGACACAAAACAACUCUAUGAUAGACAGGAAGAGAAAAGAAGUUGAUAAUACACAGGGGACAGUGAGGAAGAAGGCACAUUUAAGUAUUGAUUUGUCAAAAUGUUUAGAUGAAGAUUCACAUUUAUUUAAUUUCAUUGAUAUACCUGAAGAUGGCACAGAAGUAGAGAAGGAAAACCAAACACAAAAAGUAUGGCACACUAGCAAAAUAGACUGUGAUAAUAUCCCUCCAUCACCUACAUCUAAAAUGAAAUUAAAAACUAUUUUCAAAAGGUGUUUUGAGAGCACAUUUGAUGUUCGUAGUAUACAAGGUAAUGUUUUAGCAGAAAAUUCGGACAGUGAGUAGUAGUAUGUUAUUAUAUUAUAUUAUUAUUAAAUGUAUUCAAUACUGUUA